AUGCCGAUAGAAUUAGAUUACGCCUUGCCCGCUCCCCUUGGUCUUUUACCUCGCCCUAACCCCUCUGUCCCUAUUCCGCCAUUCUUACCACAAUUAAUUCCUCCCCCUUGGAGCUUUCCGGUACCCGGGCCGGUUUUGCCCCCCGGAUCACAGUCGGCGAUUCAACAGCAGUCGGCGACUCAGUCGGCGACUCAAACACGACCGGCAAUGGGACCGCAUCUUCCUAUUGGGCCGGUUAUGCCGUUUGGACCGAUGAUGCAUCCACCGAAUUAUCCAUUCCCGAUACCUUUUGCUAUGCUACCACAGCCUGCUAUACCGCAACCUUCGUCAACCCAAGGUAAUGUCCGUGGACGUGGAGGUGUUGGUCAUUCACGACCGUCCUCUCGAUCUCGGCCUCGACGUCAUGUUGCUAGGACGACUAACCAAUCCCGAGCUGGAUCUGCCAGAGGACGUUCAAGUUCACGGUCGACUCGUCCGAUUCCCCAGCAGCCAUCAAAUAGACCACCGACGCCGGAUGCCUCUGAAGGAUCCCCUAAGACCCAAACGAUUACAACUUCUCAAGCACCUAUGAGUCAAGAAGCUCCCAAGACGCCACCGGCACAACGUGAUCCUUCUCCCGAUCCCUCUCCAACAUCAAGAGAUCUGGAAGUGUUAAGGAAAGCUACUGGGUCUCUUACUAUUUGAGUGGCGAGGGCACGUGCACGAAUUUCACAUCUCCAAAAAAACCGUCUAUGAUCCAGUUAGUCCUUUUCGACAAUUGGUUGUUCCCAGUGUGAUGACAAGCAGCAUUACUGGGAGGAAAUGGCGACAAAAUUUUCAUAUCCAAUCUACAGUGGAAUGGUGGCAUGAAAUUUUUCACGACGAUCAUGGCGCCAUGCAGUUCUCUUUCUCAUUUGCGUUUGUGCUCUAGUUUUCACGUCUUGCGAUCAUGAAAUCACGGACGAUUCUUUGUAACUUCUAAUGACCAAGUGUGCCUAGUCAGCACUA
Molecule: messenger RNA, 987 nt
Organism: Daldinia vernicosa
Lineage: Eukaryota; Fungi; Ascomycota; Sordariomycetes; Xylariales; Hypoxylaceae
Exons: 1
Coding region: 1-684 (227 amino acids)
Source: RefSeq, a predicted model, not a curated record